GCCGAAGUGAGUUUGUUCACAAAUGCCCAAUGACUAUUCGGGAAUGAGUUAGCUAUUAGGACAAGAAAGACUAGAGCACCAGCUGAAUGGUGGGCUGCAUAUGGAGCUUCAGCUCCAAAUUUGCAAAAGUUUGCAAUGAAAGUCCUCAACUUAACAUGCAGUGCAUCAGGUUGUGAACGGAAUUGGAGCAUCUUUGAAAAUAUUCAUAGCAAGAGGAGAAAUAGGUUAGAUCAUCAACGCUUGAAUGAUUUGGUGUACAUUAAGUAUAAUCGAGCCUUGAAGAGAAGAUACAAUGAACGUAACACCAUUGACCCAAUUUCCUUGAAAGAUAUAGAUGAUAGCAAUGAAUGGUUGAUAGGGAGAAUGGAAGAUGAGGAUUCUCAUGGAGGUGCACAAGAUGAUUUUGUAUUUGAUGAUGACAAUUUGACAUGGGGUGAUGUUGCUAGAGCUGCUGGAGCUGAGGAGGCUAGGUUUGAUACUAGAGCUAGAGCUAGAGCAAGCUCAAGCAUAAUACCACCAACAAGGGGGAUAGCUUCAAGUUCUAGAACUUUGCCUUCUCAUUCACUAAUAGAUGAAGAUGAAGAUGGAGGCAUGGUUGAUUCAGCAGAUGAAGAAGAUGGAGAAGGCUACAAAUGUGGUGAUGGAAAUGAUGAUGAUGAUGAUUUUGUUGAUUUAGAGGAGGAGUGAUGAUUGCUUGUUGUGGACAAAUUUGUGAUUUAAUUGUUUUUUAAUGAUGUUUUUGAAUUGUGGACAAAUUUCAUGUUUUGGACCUUUAGGUUUGGAAACUUUGGAUUUGGAUAUGUAUUAGGCAAUUAGCAAUAUGGAUUUGGAUUUGUUUUUA
Molecule: messenger RNA, 841 nt
Organism: Vitis vinifera (wine grape)
Lineage: Eukaryota; Viridiplantae; Streptophyta; Magnoliopsida; Vitales; Vitaceae
Exons: 3
Coding region: 136-687 (183 amino acids)
Molecular function (GO): protein dimerization activity
Source: RefSeq, a predicted model, not a curated record